Molecule: messenger RNA, 3428 nt
Organism: Ceratitis capitata (Mediterranean fruit fly)
Lineage: Eukaryota; Metazoa; Arthropoda; Insecta; Diptera; Tephritidae
Gene: MED25
Product: mediator of RNA polymerase II transcription subunit 25
Exons: 2
Coding region: 292-3141 (949 amino acids)
Biological process (GO): positive regulation of transcription by RNA polymerase II
Cellular component (GO): transcription regulator complex; mediator complex
Source: RefSeq, a predicted model, not a curated record
GUUAGAAGAAGAGUAAGUGAAAUUUUGUUGCAAUUCUACAAAUAGUACCGUUUUGGUGUUCAUUCAUAACAUUUCGCAAAUUACUAUUUAAUAAUAAAAACAUUUAAACAAAGUUCGUGUAAAAUACGCUAAGGAGAUAAGUGCUAAAUGUUAUUGGCAGAGCUAAUACAUCUGCCAACACUGUGCUUUGAUUGUUGAUUUUUGCGUUGCUAUGGGCAGAAAAUAGUAGAAUUUUCCACGUAUUGAGUUAAUUAUAUUGAAAAGAAAGUAAAGUGCCGUAAAAAAAGAAUCAUGCAGAAUAUGGAACUGGAUUUGGUGGCUGAUGUAGUGUUCGUUAUCGAGGCUACCGCAGUGAAUGGUGCUUAUAUGAAUGAGCUGAAGAGUAAUUAUAUAGUUCCAACAAUUGAGCAUUUCACAAAGGGUUGGCAAGUGGAUGAUGGAGAAUACCUCAUCUCAGAAAGGCAUGCAACUCAAUAUGGCAUAGUCAUUUACCGCACGGCUGCGAAUUUGCUUGAUCCAGCAGUGUCCACAUAUGGGCCUUUUGUGUGGCCCAAACAGGUGCUGGAAACUAUUGAGCAUUUACCUUUGGUUGGUGGCGGCAUGGAUUCCUGUGCAAACAUGUCAGAAGGAUUGGCUACGGCACAUUGUUGCUUCGAAGAUAUGAAAGAACGGCGAACUCGUCUAAUGAUCGAUGCUUUGAAUGUACAGCGUCAUUGUAUAUUGAUAUGUAAUAGUCCCCCAUAUUCCACACCGGUUAUGGAAUGCUGGAAACAUAUGGGCAAAACUGUGGAACAAUUGGCAGGUUUAUUUCACGAGCGAAAAAUAAAUUUUUCCAUAAUAGCACCCCGCAAAAUGCCCGUUCUCUUCAAGUUGUUCAUGAAGGCUGAUGGUGAUCAACCAGUCGCUGCUAAAAAUUAUGCUAAAAAUAUAAGACAUUUGGUUCUACUGAAAGGCUACCACUUAAAAGAGCGUCCACCCAGUCCCAAUGCUAAUACUGGCAACGUCGGGGUUGCUGGUCUUAUGGCCAAUCAAAUGGUUGGACCUGGCGUUGGCCCAGGUGGUAAUCCACAGAUGCAACAACAACAGCAGCAGCAGCAGGGUGGACCAAUGCAAAUUGAUAAUUCUCAAGGACCCGUCCAGGGACAGCAAGGGGCACAGCAUGCUGUUGGUGUUAUGAAUCCAGGACAGCAACAACAGAAUCAACAAGGCCCUGCUGGCCCGACUGUACUUACACCGCAACAACUAAUGCAACAACAACAGCAGCAGCAGCAACAACAACAACAACAGCAACAACAAUUUGUUAACCAAAACCCGAAUCAGAAUCCAAACUUCCAACCGAACGUAAAUAUAAAUCCACAAAACCGUUGGAUGUUCCAGGCAAAUCAGCAACAACAACCCGGUCAGCCACGUCCACCUUUCAUGGGUGGAGCGGGUGGCAUGCCGCCAGGAAUGGCUGCUGGUGGCCCAAUGGGUGGUCCACAACAGGGACCAAUCGGCGGUCCGGGUCAGAAUCAAAACUCUGCACUCAUUUCACAGUUGAGUGCACCGCCAAACCAAACGGUUAAUCCGUUAUUGGCACAACAACAGCAAAUGCGUUUACAAAUGAUUAAUCAGCAACAACAACAGCAGUUACAGCAAAUGCAUCAACAACAAUUGCAGCAGCAGCAGCAGCAGCAACAACAGCAACAGCAGCAACAGCAGCAACAACAACAGCAGCAGCAGCAGCAACAACAGAGUCAAUCACAGCAACAACAACAGCAGGCCAUGAACAACGCUGGAGGACAAGGACCAAACCAAAAUGCAGCUGGCGUGGGACCGGGCAAUAUGCAGCAGGCAUCGACUUCCGGCGGACCGGGGCCCAAUGAUGUCGCACCGCAUCCCCGAGAUCGCGAUAAGAUUUGGUCUGGCGUACUCGAGUGGAACGAAAAAAGUAAACCAGACCAACAAAAAGUUACGCGUACUCUACAGUGCAGCGUGGCUACCAACAUCAAAGAUGGUGAACCCGAAAUCAAAGCGGAGAACUGGCCACCAAAGCUGCUUAUGCAACUUAUGCCGAAACACCUUGUGGGCAACAUUGGUGGACAAUUCCUUAAGGAAUCCAAAAUGGUGGUUUUCAAGCCAACACCGUGUGAAGCCCUGGACACGCUUUCCAAAGUUAUGGCCACAGGUUUUGCCGGUUGCGUACACUUUACAAACCCUUCAGGACCGGCGUGUGAGAUCAAGGUUUUGAUAUUGUUGUAUACUGCCGAGAAAAACGCCUUUCUCGGCUUCAUCCCCAACAAUCAGACCAUGUUUGUGGAGCGACUGAGAAAGGUUAUACAACAGAAGCAAAUGGGGCAUGGGCAACAGCAACAACAGCAACAGCAACAACAUCAGCAGCAGCAGCAACAGCACCAACAACAACAGCAACAAAUGCAGAACGCAAUGAAUCAAAUGCAAAACAAUUUGCCACCAAACGUCAUGGCGCAACAACAACAGCAGCAACAGCAACAGCAACAGAAGCCCACACCGAUGGACGUGCAACAUCAAAUGGAGCAGCAGCAACAACAACAACAGCAGCAGCAGCAACAGCAGCAGCAAAACUACAAUCAAUAUGCACAACAAAUGAAUAUGCAAAUGGGCGGACCGGGCGGCGGACCAGGUGGCCCCAUACAAGGCGGCGGUGGCCCACCACCCGGUGUCAUCGGCAUGCAAAUGUCCGAUCAAAUGGUUGGUGGCGGCGGUGGUGGCCCAAUGCAGCAGCAUCAGCAACAAAUGAAUUUAUUGCAACAACAGCAACAACAACGCAUGCCGAUGAUGGGCGGCCCGAAUGCGCAAAUGCAGCAGGUCUCACCACACGCGGUCGCUGCGGCGGCAGCAGCGGCAGCCGCUAUGCAGCAACAGCAACAGCAGCAACAACAACAGCAGCGUAUGGUGCGUCCAAUGAUGAGCAAUAAUCCAGGCUUACGUUUGCUACUACAACAACAAUCGGCGCCCACCAAUCAAUUUCGACCGCAAAUGGGUGGCGGCGGUGGCCCAGGCGGCCCGGUAGGCGGCCAAAUGGGCGGUGGACCACCAAAUCAGAUGGGUGGGGGCCCGGGCGGUGGGGUACCAAUGGGAGGGAAUCGCCCUUAUGACGAUAGUAACUUUGAAUUUAUGUAAAUUGAUAAGAAAAUAUAUACUAUGUCUAUAUGUAUUGACCUAAAUUUCUCAUCUAUGGACUGAUGAAAGCCGAUUACCAAACUAUCGCAGUUGCUAACUUCAUUCUUUAGAAAAUGUUUUUACUUUUUUAUAUUGAAAAAUUGACGAAAUCGUUUGUUUUUUUUACCAUAAUUUGACCGAAAUAAUUAUUGUAUUGUGUAUGUGCUGAAGCAUUCCCUAAGACGCUCCAAUGAUAAAUUUAUAAUCCUUAGAAAAAUAAAAAAAUUUUAAAAAUAUUUUGAACAAAU